This is a messenger RNA of Ostreobium quekettii, 855 nucleotides long. The record is from the annotation of a GenBank genome assembly. Lineage: Eukaryota; Viridiplantae; Chlorophyta; Ulvophyceae; Bryopsidales; Ostreobiaceae.
AUGAAGCAAAACGUAACAAGGCUGUCACAGGACAUGCAUGCAAACGGGCUUGACAAUGGAGAUCAGGGCUUCUUGAACGCCUUUUUUCCAGAUCUUAUUGAAGCGCCCCUCUUUCGUCCAGGCAGUAGCCAUGCACCUGGUGGCAUGUAUCGUUUGCCAUUCGGCUAUGAGAUGGACCACAUUUACUACUAUCCUAGAUUUCGGUGGGAAGUGCCUUGCUCUGAAAAAAGUGCAGUCACCUUCCCAGGGGUCCCUGCACUCAAGCCAUGGCUGUGGUGGAGCUGGCCUCUAUUGCCAUUGGCUUUGACAUGGCAAAGGGAGCGUCAAGACAUAGUCGGAGUGCAGGAAGAAAUCCUUCUGGGUAUUGUUGGAUCUCUGGCAGUGGUGUUACUUGGCUUCAUGGCCACAAAUGCCGUUUGGUAUGCAAUGAGCCAGUCAGCGGCGCUGCAAGCCCAUCAACGUGAAUGUCUGGGAGGCGCCCCAUCUAACAGAGCCAUCGCCCUUAUCCUCGCCGUAGGUCUGGUGCUGUGUUCUGCACUACCAAUUCUGGCCGUCCCAUCGACGACUCACCCAUUCCUCGCGUGGCCAUUGGUUGUGGCCACAUCAGCUGCUUUGGUGCAUUUUUUGCGUGCCAAAUUUCUGUUGCCUUCGAUAGUGUAUUGGCCAUUGUGUGGCCUCACUGCUACGCUCAUCCUAACGCCGCUCCUUCCCUUCCGUGGUCUGUUUGAUGAGAUUGUUUGGUUGCUUGUUUGCCUUUUUUUUAUGGGACUCUUAUGCUCCAAAGUGGUGGACGUCUUGCUUCAGGGCAAGUAUACUGCGCCUGUGUGCAGAACAGGAAAACGAAGUAUGUCAUAA